Molecule: messenger RNA, 1458 nt
Organism: Zasmidium cellare ATCC 36951
Lineage: Eukaryota; Fungi; Ascomycota; Dothideomycetes; Mycosphaerellales; Mycosphaerellaceae
Exons: 2
Coding region: 1-1458 (485 amino acids)
Biological process (GO): ergosterol biosynthetic process; farnesyl diphosphate metabolic process
Cellular component (GO): endoplasmic reticulum membrane
Molecular function (GO): squalene synthase [NAD(P)H] activity
Source: RefSeq, a predicted model, not a curated record
AUGCCUUCCGCCGCCGACGUCGCGUACUACCUCUUCCACAUCUCCGAACUGCGUGCCAUCAUCCAGUGGAAGACAUGGCACAACCCCGUGCACGAGCGCGACGAGAGCAAGGAAGGGCCUGAUCUGAAAGAAUGCUUUCGCUUCCUCGACCUCACCUCGCGGUCCUUCGCUGCUGUCAUCAAGGAGCUGCACCCUGAGCUGCUGGUCCCAACAUGUCUCUUCUACCUGUGCCUGCGUGGGCUCGACACCAUCGAGGAUGACAUGACCAUCGACAUCGCGCGGAAAGAGCCCCUGCUGCGACAAUUUCACGACCACCUCGAGGACGAGACCUGGACGUUCAAUGAGAAUGGGCCGAAUGAGAAGGACCGUGAACUGCUGGUCAAGUUUGAUUGCGUGGCGAAGGAAUACAACAAGAUCAAGGAGGAAUACAAGGUCAUCAUCAAGGACAUCACUCAGCGCAUGGGCAAUGGCAUGGCAGAUUAUGCGAAGAAUGCAGACCUGAACGCCAAUGGGGUCAAGACGAUCAAGGACUAUGAGCUGUACUGUCACUACGUUGCAGGUCUCGUAGGUGAGGGUCUGACGCGUUUGUUUGUUGAGGCGAAGCUUGCGAAUCCUGUUCUUCUGCAACGACCAGAGUUGAUGGAGUCAAUGGGACAGCUGCUGCAACAGACCAAUAUCAUCCGCGAUAUUCGAGAGGACCACGACGACAAGCGGUACUUUUGGCCAAAGGAGGUGUGGUCGAAGUAUGUCACUAAGUUCGACGAGCUGUUCCUGCCAGAGAACCAGGAGAAGGCGCUGCAAUGUAGCAGCGAGAUGGUGCUCAUCGCCCUCAACAGAGCCGAUGAGUGUCUCUUCUACAUGGCUGGCAUCAAGGAGCAGUCAGUGUUCAACUUCGUCGCAAUCCCACAGUCCAUGGCCAUGGCAACGCUAGAGCUCUGCUUCCAGAACCCAACCCUCUUCGAGCGGAAUAUCAAGAUCACCAAGGGUACUGCAUGUCAGUUGAUGACCGAGUCCACGCAGAAUCUGCAGCUUGUCUGCGACGUCUUCAGGAGAUAUGCCCGGAAAAUUCACAGGAAAAACAACCCCAGCGACCCUCACUUCCUCGAAAUCAGCAUCGCUUGCGGCAAGAUUGAGCGUUUCAUCGAGGGCAUCUUUCCAACACAGACACCACGAGUACUACCUCCAGGAGCAGAGCAGACCGUGGCACAAGACUCGGCGGAAGAAGCGAGGAGGAAGGCCGACGAGGCCGAAGCGAAGAAGGAUGUGCUGUACAUUGGGCUCGCGAUUGCUGUAACGUUAGCAAUCAUCUCAGUGGUGAUGAUUGGCGCAGCUUGGUUCUUUGGCGCUCGCUUCGAUCUCGCCUUUGCGGAGCUCAAGAAGGGCAACCUGAAACCGCCAAAAGAGCCCGGACAGGUCGAGAACAUCGCCAGCGCAUACGAAGGCCACAACGAAUUGUAA